CUAAAUUAAAGUAACAAUGGCAUUUUUCACGCGCCAAACUGAACAGAGCGCUCGAGCAGCUUACUGUUGCUAUGGUUACUUCCACAGGCUGAAGCGACUUGUGUUCGCGAGCUUUUGUUCAGCGCACUAAUGUAACUUUUUCUGAACGUUGUUAGGAAACGCUGCCGAAACAUAUAUGUAAAAGAACAUGUUUUGAAGAUUUAUUAUACUUAUUUUGACUUCUUUUAGGGGGCUUGACGCCGUAAUUAGUGAGGUCAGACCUUCCAAAACCCCCAUAAUUCGCACCCUGCAGUACAGGUUGUAUAAGUUAAAUUAUAAAUGUUGGGCAGCACUGAGCGCAGCACGAUGGGGAGUCGGUGGGGAGACUGUCCUCCCCGAGCUCUCUCUCAGAGGAGAAUCUAGACGCUCCAUGAUCUCUCAGCAUGCCUGCCUGGACGAACCGGUCCAACUGUUCCUUCAACUGCAGUUGGGAUGAUAACGCGACAUACUGGGGCGUCGAGCACCCGGUCAACAUUUUCCCCAUUCCAGUGCUAACCGGGGUCACCGUCACCUGCGUCCUCUUCUUCUUUGUAGGUGUAACGGGGAAUCUGAUGACCAUUUUGGUUGUGACAAAAUACAAAGACAUGCGAACCACUACAAACCUGUACCUGUCCAGCAUGGCCUUUUCGGAUUUACUCAUUUUUCUCUGCAUGCCUCUGGACUUGUACAGAAUCUGGAAGUACCGACCUUGGAAUUUCGGCAACAUACUUUGUAAACUCUUUCAGUUUGUGAGCGAGUGUUGCACAUACGCGACCAUUCUGAACAUCACUGCUCUCAGUGUGGAGAGAUACUUUGCUAUUUGUUUUCCUCUUAGGGCAAAGAUAGUCGUGACCAAGGGUCGCGUGCGAGGGGUCAUUUUGGUCCUCUGGAUAGUAUCCUUCUUUAGUGCAGGACCUGUAUUUGUGCUCGUCGGGGUUGAGCAUGAAAAUGGGACAAACUCGUGGGAUACUAACGAAUGCAAAGCGACGGAAUAUGCCAUUAGGUCUGGGCUCCUAACCAUCAUGGUUUGGGUCUCCAGCAUCUUUUUCUUCUUGCCGGUGUUCUGCUUAACUGUUUUGUAUACUCUCAUCGGGCGAAAGCUCUGGAAGAGAAAGAGGGAGACGAUUGGAGAAAACGCUACGAGUCGUGAUAAAAACAAUAGACAGACAGUGAAAAUGCUGGCUGUGGUGGUGUUUGCCUUCGUGCUCUGCUGGCUUCCCUUUCAUGUUGGACGCUACCUGAUCUCCAAAUCCACAGAGAUGGGCUCUCCUGUCAUGUCUGUCAUCAGCCAGUACUGUAAUCUCAUCUCCUUUGUACUCUUUUACCUUAGUGCAGCAAUCAACCCUAUUCUGUACAACAUCAUGUCCAAGAAGUACAGGAUGGCAGCUUGCAAACUUUUCGGACUGCGUAAUAACCCACGAAGAAGCACAUCAGUGGCCAAAGGAGAGAGUCCACCGUGCUGGACGGAAUCCACUGCCAGCGUGUGACUGCAUGUGAAAGACUCUCUUUACCAUUAACAAGCCAUUUCAGACCUCAUCUACUGCUGCCAUCAUUUUAUAAGAUGAUAGUCUCUUAAUUAGACAAAAGAUUUAUAUGAAGGUCUCGUUAAUUUUCAGACAGAUCAGGGAGUAUUUUAGAAAGAUGUCAUUAACAGCCAUUUGUCUAUCCAAGCUCAACAUUCCAUUAGAUACUUAGAUGUUUUAUAAAAAUAUGCUUGUAAAUAGAGAUAUAAAAAUGGAGAGAAAAAGAUAACUUCAGUUGCCUUAAAUCUAAAUGAAAUCUGGAUGACAAAAUUAGCACUGUAGAUACAGCAGUAUCCUCAUGCGCCUGAUGACAGGGACUGCGGAGGUGAUGCCGUUCAUUUGCCUCGUGCCUGAAUGCACGUCAUGCUCUUUUAGCAAGUGUUGUCACUUUCUUUUCAUAAGGCUCUGCUCCACACCUUAAGCAAUACACAGAAUCCAAAAGCUUUUGAGAAAAGUUCAUUGAAAACAAAUAGUCAAAACUGCAUUGGUGCAUUUAAGUACUCGAAGAUCAUAAAAGCUUGCAUUUUUGUUCUCAGUGUUUCAUGUGCUAAAUGUAUGAACUAUUGGUACUGAUGUUGAGAAGAGUUUCAUUUAAAGCCACUGCAAUAACCGUUGUGACAGUAUAUUUGUACGUUAACAGGCCCUCUUACAUCCAGUACUAUCUGUUGUGUAAACUGCAUGUGUCUUGUGUUCUAUAAUGAUGUACAGUACAUAAAAUUGCAUAUUUGUACAUUGUAAAAUAUGUAAAUAUACCCAUGUUUAAUUGGAUAUCAGCUGUGUUGGAGGUUUUCUUUUGUGAAUGUUGGUUUUGAUAGUAAGAACAAUGAAAGCUAGAUAGCCAGACAGCCAGCCAGACAGACAGAUAGAUAGAUAGAUAGAUACAGAAAGACAAUUCUGGUCAUUUACAUAACCCCAGAAAUAGACACAGCUGACUAUAAUGGGCUUUAAAUAAAUAAUAAGGGAAAGUGAUGCAAUGUUAAUUUUAGACACUCUUAUUCUUCAUCAGGAUCAGUGGUUUAUUGACUUCAUAAUAUCUCGUUAGAAAUGUCGCUUUAUGUCUUGUGUCCAUGUGUGAAGUCUGACUGUUGGUGUUUUAUUGAUGUCACAUCAAGGUCAGAGUUCCCAGACGGGAGAGAAAGAGGAUUACAGAGGAGAAUGGUUUCAUAAAUCAGUCAGAUGAUCUCCUCAUGAGGCAGAAGGUGACGCUGCAAUAUGAGAUUGUCCACCAUUAACACAUGCCACUUCUGCCUACCAUCACCAUAAAACUUAUAAAAAAUAAAAAUACCACAGCCCUGAUGGAGAGGGGGAGUGUAAACACUCUUCAAAGUGCCAAUUACAGCAGGUCAAUUAAAAAGAAAAAGAGCAUCAUACCUGGACAAACCGCUUUUAACGCUUGACUUCAAUUGAAAGGCUUUUGCAGGCGUUAUAAAAGUCAGAUUUUAAUUAGUGAUUGCAAUUAAUUUCCACAAACAUAACUCUAAGGGCCGGUUUCACAGACAGGGCUUAUGCUGUGUUCAGACAGAUCGGAUUUGGGAUUUUUCCCACUUCCUUCUAGGAAAUAACGUCUGGAACGCCACUCAAAGUGUGUGAACUCGGGAUAAAUCCGACGCCAGCGAGACACGUCAUUUGAAGUCAUUUCCAAGAUGUCGGCGCGACCUGCUUCCAAUGAAUAUGAACGUAAAAACAAACUUUAAUAUUAUAUAGUAAGUUAAUGCAAUCUUACGUUAGUUUUUUGCUUUCGUGAGCUGUUUUCAAAGCGAUGUUUUAUGUUAUUUUAUUCUAUUUUGCAAUAAUUGACACAAAAACACGAUAUUCUCUCAUAGUGUCAUGGCGACAUCAUAUGGUCAA
This is a messenger RNA of Megalobrama amblycephala (Wuchang bream), 3389 nucleotides long. It is a transcript of the gene ghsra, whose product is annotated as growth hormone secretagogue receptor a. Gene Ontology annotation, molecular function: growth hormone secretagogue receptor activity. Gene Ontology annotation, cellular component: plasma membrane. Gene Ontology annotation, biological process: hormone-mediated signaling pathway; G protein-coupled receptor signaling pathway. Lineage: Eukaryota; Metazoa; Chordata; Actinopteri; Cypriniformes; Xenocyprididae. The transcript is spliced from 2 exons. Bases 423 to 1505 code for a protein of 360 amino acids. The record is from RefSeq and is a predicted model, not a curated record.